CACAUUACACACACUCGGAAGGAGAAGAAUCAAACAAUUUAUCUCUCUCUAUAUCUCUACAAACACGCGCACAGUGGAGGUUCUUUACCUUCUCUCUCUAGCUUUCUCUCUUCUCUGGCGGCUUCGCGAUACAACAGAGGAUUAACUAGGUCUUGUUUUUUGAGUAACAAAGCUGGAAUUUUUGGUGCAAGUGGUAUCAGCUGUGAAGUUUUAGUUAUUGUAUAUGAGUGAGCAUGGGGUCUGCUUGUUGUGUUGCUGCUAAAGACAAAACUAUAACGAACGUAUCAAACAGCGAAGGUUUGCACAGGACUGUCCAGUAUUCGCCAUCAUGGAGCUUUCGGUGGGACAACCGAGGGCGUGUAGCAGGAGAAGAGACUUCUGUGAAAUGGUUUAAUGGGGUCAGUGGGAAUGAUGGAUUGGAAAUUAAAUCAGGAACCACAGUGGAAACUACAUAUGGAUCAGAAGAGGGAAGCCCAUUGGACAGUUUGCGAACAGUCACGUGGCAGAAGUCCCCAAUUUCUGAAGGCAAUUCUGGGAUUUUGAGGCUUCCUUCUUCAGGUCAAUCAAUCUCCAGAAAUUUUUCUAUGGGGGUAAGAGCAGAAAAGCCUGAGUUUGUUCUAGUAAAAGAUGUAAAAGAGUUGACAGAAUCACCAGCAGUUUUAGAUCAGUCUCCCAUAAAACUGUCACCUUCGGUGCGUUCAGUUUCAUCUUUGUCCACAUCCCCUUUGUCAUCUCAAAGUCACAUACUUCCUGCAAGCUCAACUCCGUCAAGGUUACCCCGCCAUUCUCCCGGAUACCAACUAUUACGGCAAGUAUCUGAUAGCCAAAUUCCAGGAUUGAAAUCACCAAACUUAUUGAUUUCUGAAGAAGUUUCUUCUCAUGUUUUCCCUGGAUGGAGCAAUGGAUCAACUAGGGGCUCUUAUGGUGGGUCUUCGGAUGGUUGGUCCAUCCCUGCUGUCUCUGAGCUCAUGGCAACUUCUCGUAAAGAGAGAUGGUCUUUUGAUAGUGAGUCUUUGGGCAUCAAUCAUGACAAGAUUAUCGGAUCUAGUGGUGGAGUUUCAGCUUGUGCCUCCAUUGAUAUGCGAACUUGUAGGUUUUGCUCAAAGCUCUUAACUGAGAGAUCUCCUUGGAGUAGCCAAAAAAUUAUUGGUACUAAUGAGCUUGCUGUGGUUGCCGUUCUUAUUUGUGGGCAUGUUUACCAUGCCGAGUGUUUGGAGAAUAUGACACCUGAAAUCAACAAAUAUGACCCAUCUUGCCCGGUCUGUACUUUUGGGGAGAAGCAGAUUCUGAAGUUGUCUGAAAAAGCAUUGAGAGCAGAAAGGGACUUGAAGUCUAGAAUUAAUAAGAGAUUUAGGAACCAGAUCAGUGAUAGUGAUAUUAGUGGUGAUUCUUGCGUGUUUGAUCGCCAGAAAAGUAGUGGAUGUGAGGGAAAAGGUGUCAAGAUGAGCUCAAGUUCCAGCAUGAAGAGCUCCUUAGGGAAGCCUUUCUUGAGGCGCCACUUUUCAUUUGGAUCAAAGGGUAGUAGAUCGAUGUCAGAGAAUCACUCUACACGAAAGAAGGGUUUUUUUUGGUCCAAAUCAAACAAAGAGUGAUCUCUCUUUCUGGUCUAAGAGGUGAGCAUGUUCCAUGAUUGAUCAUUCUGUUCAAUCUCCGCUGGGGCAUACCGUUGGCCACUGAACUACGAGGGAUGCAUAAUGUCACUCAUCAAGAUCUUGUCAAGAUACAUCUGCAUUUGAAGUGGGAACAGGUUACCUGGAAUUACACUGUAAAGAAGGGGAGACAAUACGGUAUAGGAUGGGUCCAUUCAAAAUAUACACACACAUAUAGAAAGAAAAAAAAAAAAAUGGAAGUUGUAGAAUGGAAAAUUAAUCACGAGACCUGUUAUCUUCUUAUUUUGUUGUACAUUUUUAUUUGUUCAUUUCAUGGUUAAGUUCAUGAAUAUCCUAGAUAAAUUCUGUAUGGCUUCCAUAUCAUCUAUCUGCUGCCAAGGAAUACCCUGCCCUAUCUUCUUUGUGGGCUUUUAUAUUAUGGCAAAUAUGUUAGCAGAUCAUUCUAGUUAUUACCAAAAAGGGGUAUUAUAGCAA
Cornus florida is the source of this 2084-nucleotide messenger RNA. RefSeq lists its product as uncharacterized. Bases 234 to 1592 code for a protein of 452 amino acids. The record is from RefSeq and is a predicted model, not a curated record. Lineage: Eukaryota; Viridiplantae; Streptophyta; Magnoliopsida; Cornales; Cornaceae. The transcript is spliced from 5 exons.